AUCUCCUUCUUCAUUUUACCUCACCCCUACCCUUCUCCCCCUCUCUCAAUCUCCAUGAAGGCUGACUUUUUGCAAGAGUGAAUGCUGCUUGCCAUCUUCUUUUGACUUUUUCUUGGGUUAUGAUGUUAGAGAGAGAAAGUUAGAGAGAGAAUAAAAGUCACCACUUCCUUUUUACCUCUUUUCAACCCCUAUCUUUGGUCAGCCUUUGAAAUCACCACCACCACCACCGUCAAUCUCUCUAUAUAUAGAGUAGAAAGGGGUGUACACCUAUCCAAAGACCCUUGUCUUGCCGUUUAUCCUAAGUUGAAAGAGAAAGAGAAAGAAAAAGAAACCCUCAUCUCACUUGUUACUCAUAAACACACUCAGUGUGAACAUAUAUAGUAACACAACGCAUCAAUCUUUACACCCCAGGCAAGUCUUGAUCAACACAAAUCAUCAAUCUUUGCAAUGGGAAGGCCACCUUGUUGUGACAAGAUUGGAGUUAAGAAAGGCCCAUGGACUCCAGAAGAAGAUAUAAUUCUUGUAUCUUAUAUUCAAGAACAUGGUCCUGGUAAUUGGAGAUCUGUUCCCACCAAUACUGGUUUGCUAAGAUGUAGCAAGAGUUGUAGACUCCGAUGGACGAAUUAUCUCCGUCCGGGUAUUAAACGCGGUAACUUCACCGAUCAAGAAGAGAAGAUGAUCAUCCAUCUGCAAGCCCUUCUUGGCAACAGAUGGGCCGCUAUAGCUUCUUAUCUUCCACAAAGAACAGAUAAUGAUAUCAAGAAUUACUGGAACACCCAUCUGAAAAAGAAGCUUAACAAGAUGCAAACCAACUCAUCUGAUCAAGAAAACCAUCAUAGAUCAAGGGGUUCAAAUUCAUCAUCAUCCUCAGAAACUGCUAUGUCUAAAGGUAAAUGGGAGAGAAGGCUCCAAACUGAUAUCCACAUGGCUAAACAAGCCCUUUGUGAUGCUUUAUCUCUUGACAAUAAAUCCAUCAUUCUGCCUGAAUUAUCCCCAUCAGUUACUGCAAACCCUAAUUCCCAGAUCCACCAACAAUCUGUAAUACCACCACCACCACCAGGUCCACCACAGAUCAGUCAUAGUACUACUACUUAUGCAUCAAGUGCCGAAAACAUAGCACGGUUACUGCCUAACUGGAUCAACAAGCCCCCAAAGUCUUCACAUACGAGCUCCGAAAGCAUCGGUACUACGCAGAAUUCGGUUAAAGAACAGUUUCCAAGUCCUUCAAGUGAAGGCUUUGAAACUUCACUACAGGCUGGGUUGAACAACAACUCAAACUACAGCAAUAAUUCGGAUGUUUCGCAUUCCAUUUCACCCGAAACGACAAGUUUAUUCCAGGAUGAAAGCAAGCCGAAUAUCGAAAAUGCUCAAUUGCCACCACUUUGUUUCCUGGAGAAAUGGCUUCUUGAGGAUGCUACUGCUCAAGAACAUGAAGAUAACCUUAUGAAUCUUUCUUUUGAAGAAACUGAUGGGUUGUUUGAUUAGCUCUUUUUUUCCUGUUGGUGAUAAAUAUUUGUUUACUAGGUAAUACAUAAGUGUUGAUCCAGUAUAGGUCAUCUAAUAAACUUCAACAGCUUGAAGAAGGCUAUAGGUUUUUUUUUUAGAAAGUGUUGAAAAGAAUUGUAAAUUUUAGUACUGAAUGGUAGGUUUUAUCUAGAAGUGUACUGGAUAGUCCUAACUCCACUCAUCAUCAUUCAUCUUCUCAGAACAAAUCUUUGUACUUUGAGUUUCUUUAUAUUGGGCAAAAUGAUAAUGAUGAAUGAGAAUUAGGUUUUCAAGUUUCU
Molecule: messenger RNA, 1784 nt
Organism: Helianthus annuus (common sunflower)
Lineage: Eukaryota; Viridiplantae; Streptophyta; Magnoliopsida; Asterales; Asteraceae
Product: myb-related protein 306
Exons: 3
Coding region: 448-1485 (345 amino acids)
Biological process (GO): response to auxin
Source: RefSeq, a predicted model, not a curated record